GUAAUGAAGGGAAUUCAUCCCUACAAACAGAAACCCGAAUUGGUCUAUCCAAAGGUAAAUUUAUUUUUUAAACAAUGUUAUUUUGUAACUUGCAAUUUCAUUUUGUUACUACAUACGAUUCUUUUCAUAUUUUACAAGUGUCGCCAACAAUCGGGAGGUGUUGAACGCGGGUAUUUUGUUAUGAGAUAUAUGUUGGAAAUCAUCACACUUGACGUUACUAACAACUUUGAUAAG
Messenger RNA from Striga hermonthica, 234 nucleotides. The record is from the annotation of a GenBank genome assembly. NCBI's taxonomy places the organism in Eukaryota, Viridiplantae, Streptophyta, Magnoliopsida, Lamiales, Orobanchaceae.